AUGAGGGUGAUAUGGAUAUUAUUCAGCACGUUAUUUAUGAUAGCAUGUUCACAGAAACGUAAGUUUAAACAUUAAUUAUGGAUAAUAUUGUAGUAGCUUUGAAAAUAGGUUUAAUAUGAUAAUCCUUACUAUUAAAACGGAAGCUAAAUGCUAUUUUAUACUUUUGUUUAGCUAUUCUUUUUAUAAUCUAUUCUCAAUAUGCAUGUUAAUCUAUCUUAUACUUUUUAGUAGCAAAGAGAUCGUGUCCUGAACAUUUUCUGAAUGGAAAAACAAAAUCAGGGGUAUAUUCAGUGGGAGAAGAAGAUGGAAGAGCAUACAAAGUGAUGUGUAAGAUGCCACAGAAUUCUGAAGGAGAUUCGGAAGUGCGCACGGUAAUCAGAACGGCAUUGGAGAGAUGGAUGGCAGUUGGAUCUGAUCCUCAAACUGUUGGAUUUCAGUGAGUUUGUUAGGAAUUCUUUGUUGUGUUAGCUGUAAAUUAGUAUUUUUUACUGUUUCUUAUUUGAAGAGUUUUAAAUAUUGAGAAAAAGGAGAUGAAAUAGUGAAAAUAUUAUGUUGUAGUAAGUUUUUUUGUGGGGUUUUUUCAUGAAAAUCACCAUAAAAACUUUAAAAAGAGUGUAGUAAGCAAACCUAUUGCAUAACUAAAUCAGUAUCUUUCUUUAUAACUUAAUUAUGAUCACGCGUAAUCUUAAAACAUUGCAGAAUCAGAGAUAGAUCGUAUCUUCGGCGUGUGAUCGAACCGGCUGAUCAGUGUGGCCAAAAACUUUGGGUCAAGUGGCCUGAAUUUAAUGGGAAUCUUUCAGAGACGUACGUUGUAAUAUUAAAUAUUUGGAAGUUGUGUUAGUCAUCGUAUAUAAUGUAUGCAAUUGGCAAUGCGGCUAGUUUUUACUUGCUUUGCGCAUAUAUAAUACAUAAACAGUAUUUUUAUAAUUAUACAAAAAUGCGCUGAUACUUGGUUUUAUUUUCAAUAUUGUUUUAGAUAUUCAUUCACAAUUCAAUCAGUUGCGGGAAUUGAACAUACGAUAGAAUGGAACGGCACACUGGAAGCCUACGAGCAAAAGCUUGAUCUUGCCCACACAAAAGCCGGUAUUCUUCAUAUUAUCCCUCAUGGAGCUCCGAACAACUUUACUUCUUCAAUCAGAAUCAAGGCUUCUCCGUUGGAAUGUCAAGAAGCUUUGUGGCCACGAAAAAGAUCUUGCAAAUUUGACAUGAAUUCAGCAUCGGACAGGGUCAGAAUAGCUGUUACUGGCUACAGAAAACUCAGUUUUUCAUUCAGAACGGAACGACCGAGCGAUAGAUUGGCCACAUUUGAAUCUGCGAACGGAAACGUCGAAGUUAUGCUUAUUGACGGUGAGUUUUUGGAUGAAAUUUUUAGGUUUACUUGAACGAUAUAUGGGUAUAAACAUGGGUUGCUCUGUAUUUUAGUCUAGUUUUUUAUUUAUAGGCUACCUCAUUCAAGUUGGUCAACAGAUCUACCCUCUCGGACUUCUAGCCGACUCCCACUGGCACACUUUCACUUACGACCCAAGCACAUUGUCCUUCACAAUCGACUACAGUGAACCAAUCAGUAUCGGAGUGUCAGUGACCACCAUUCAAUUGGCCUUUAACGGCCAAAUCGGCGCUUUCCGCAAAGAUUCGGCCGAAUGGAUGUGUCAAGGAGCACCGGAAAUUGAUAUAAAGUUAGCACAAGAUACAACAAGAAGCCUUUGUUCUCCAACUCAACCAGGAUAUUGUUAUUGUAAAGGACCUCAGUCGGCUUUGAGCAAACUCAAGAACAGGAAAGUUGAAUGUUUGCCAAGACCAGACUUGGAAAAGGCUUUUACAAUUUUCAGAGACCCCAGAAAGUUGUCUUUCUUUUAUCUACCAGAAUAUACCAGCGUACAGCCAAUCUCCGUACUGAUUAAAACUGAUUCUGUAAGUUUUUUCUGACUAAGAAUUGAUUUUUUAAAUUUUUUUAAAGGCUACAACUUAUUUUUUAAAAAUCAGUGAAACUGCCAUAAAAAAUGUUGAAAAAACAUAUUUUUUAAUUACUUUUAGUCAUUUUUAUAUUAUUUUGAAUUUUUAUAUGGCAUGAAAAACUGCAAAAAGAAGUUAGGUCUUGGCCGGGGUCGAACCGGCGACCUUCUGCGUGUGAAGCAGACGUGAUAACCACUACACCACAAGACCGCUGACUCUCCUCUCUUCCUUUGGAAUAUGAGCGUUCGCUUUCCCUUUCGUCCUUGUGUUCGCUCGCUAAACUUAUGUUUUUUGCUUGCAACUUGAUGUUUUUCCUUUGAAAAUUGAUGUUUUUUGUUUGUAAAUUGAUAUUAUACUUUAAAAACUUAUGUCAUUUUUUACAGAACGUGGGACUCAUCUUCUUUGGUCAACAUAAUCGAUCGGAAUAUGGUUUGGAACGCUUCCAAGUUCAAUUCGAAGGCGAAAAAAUGGUUGCUGGAGCUUGUUCAAAGCUCAGAAAGCCUGAUCAAACGUGCUUAUCGUGCUCAAUCAUUCGACCAGGUGGAUACGCGACCAACUCAUGGAUCAGAGUUUCUUUGUUUUACUACCGAUCGACUGCAUAUCUCAGUGUAGAUGAUCAAUUAUGCGAAUUGACUGUAGAUGCAAAGAAAAUGGAUGAAUCUGACCUGUACUCAAUGUCAAGUGCUGUCAAGGCAGUACUGUUUGUGGGAGGAGGAACGUCUUACUCUAAAACACUUUAUAAGCAAGAAGAACUUAUCAAUGACAACUUCCGGGCUAAAUUUUUCGAAAACACGAGGGAAAAGGCGCCAUCUUUGAGAGUAAGCUCAUAUUUUCUUUUAUUUAUUUUUAUAAAUAAAGGUUUUUUUUAGAUUCUUUAAUAGAUCCAUUUUAUAAAUUCAUAUGAAAUAAUAGAAUUUUGAUAAAAAAACCUACAUAAAUUUUAAUUUCUGCCUUUUUAGGGUUGUAUUGCUGACUUGAGAGUUGGAGGAACUCAAAUGGAUCUUCAUGAUGUAUUUUCAACACAACAAAAGCACGUUGUUAACGAUCAGAAGAAACAAAGGGACUUGUUUUCUAUCACGGUAAGACCUCUUUUUACUUUUGUACAAUAAUUACCUCUUUUCAAUUUCAAUUGGGUGUAAAAAUACAGUAAACCGAGGUAUUAACAAUAUUAUUUUAGCCCGGAUGUGUUGAAUGCGACAAGUUAGAAACCAAGUGUCAUGGAGCUCGUUGUCGUCUUCCCACAGCUUUUGUCCUCAACUCUUUCCGAAAACAACCAGAUCCCAUCUGUGAUUGUGCGGACAUCUUUUCUGAUAUGAAUGAACUGAACGGAGAAUGCAAAGUUGAAUCAAGACAACAGACAACCACAAAGAAGACAUCGCUGGCAUUGUCACGGCCAGAAGGUUCAGUCCAUUUAGAAGCUCGACCAAAGUUCUUGAAGUAUUCGAAGAUUCAGAAGAUGUGGGCCUUGAUCCGGUUCCCUCAACAUUCAGCUGGCAUCGUGUCAGUUCUUGACUUUGGAAGGGUUAGAGUUCUCGUAUCUAAUUAUGGACAAACUGUCUACAUAGAGGAUGAGAGCGGAAACAAAGAAGGUACGUUUUCACUAUUGCUGGCUUGUCAUAUAGUACUAGACAUAUUUUUCUAUAUUUUUGGAUCAAGGGUAUAAUUUUGUAUAUUUUCCAGAAUUUUACGUUGAUCCAAGUGACGAAAGACUUCACCUUGUGGCCAUUGAACGGAACCCUUACGUAGGAACAAACUCAGCUGACCGAUCAUUAAGUUUCCGUGUUGAUAACGACAUCAGAGUGAUUCAAAUUGAAAUCUUCCCUAUUGACGAUGCAUCCGUAGCCGAAAUUCACAUUCAGAAGUCAGGAAACGGAUUUGGUGGAUGUUUAAGUGGUAAGUGGACUUUUGAUAUAACCAAACUAUAUGUGAAUAACUAUCACAACAAGGUUAUAUUGAUGUUAAAUCAAAAAUCAUUGUUUCUGUUUUAGAAUUAUCCAUUUCUUUCGACUAUGACGACAUGAUCACUGGUACACCAAUGUCUGAGAACAAAUUGGACCAGUUCGAAGUCUUGAACGAAUUGAUCGAACGUCCGGAACGACCACAUUCUGUUGAUGCUUUAGCUAGAUACUACGAUGAAUGUGGAAUCAGGGAUCCAACUCUUUGGGAAUCAAGAUCAGAACCUUUUGGAAAUGUUGGGGCUUUUGAUCCUGACAAUGAUCUUGAUCUGUCUUGGGGUAGGUUUGUCGAAAGCUUUUUGUUCAUUCAAAAAUUUAUUGGCUUCUGCAGUUUGCUUUGUCAAACUUGCCGUUUUGAGACCAGUAUACUUAUAUUAAAAUCAAUAAUUCCUUUAAUUUCAGCCGUCCAUAUCGUAUUUGUCCUCCUCAACGCCCUCGUCAUCUUCACUGCCAUCUUUAUCUGUGGAUGCUGCAUCUUCUGUUACUACAGAAACCGAAAACAUGUCUACAAAACCGUGGACAAGGGCUACGUAUCAGCCGAAGAGUAUAUCAAGCUGUUCAAGGAGAUUGGCGAAGAAGAUUCGAAUUCAGAAGACGACUCCAUCCCUCGAGGCAUCCCUCCACUCGAUGAGAAUCCUAUCACGGACAGAAGAAGCCCAUUGAGCCUGAAGAAGGUCACUUUCAAGAACACCCCUACCACCAUCCAAGUAUAA
Molecule: messenger RNA, 4621 nt
Organism: Bursaphelenchus okinawaensis
Lineage: Eukaryota; Metazoa; Nematoda; Chromadorea; Rhabditida; Aphelenchoididae
Source: the annotation of a GenBank genome assembly